Molecule: messenger RNA, 699 nt
Organism: Manduca sexta (tobacco hornworm)
Lineage: Eukaryota; Metazoa; Arthropoda; Insecta; Lepidoptera; Sphingidae
Exons: 1
Coding region: 36-527 (163 amino acids)
Source: RefSeq, a predicted model, not a curated record
ACGCGAUACCGGCAGACUGUUGCACGCCUCGAAACAUGUUCCUCCUACUCGCAAGCCUGGUGACGCUGGCUGCGGCCGCGCCGCAUACGCUACCUGAAGCCCACUUCACGAAAUCAGCCUUCAAACAGUACUUCCAAAAUAUCUUCCCGGACAAGAAUAGUUUGGGUGUGACAAUGAACACUUUCAACAUACUUUAUGAUUCUGCACCUUGGACGAUAACAAGCACAGGCACUGAAUAUACAUUGUCGAUGCCGAUGUCUGGUUACCAGAAAGAAGAUAUUGCGGUCAUGGCGCAUACAGGUAUCCUUGCGAUGAGAGCAAUCCACAAGGAAAGGGGUGUCAUUAAGAAAAGUGAAACAUCGUUGAACUUUUUGCCUCUACUUGUUAAUCCGGCGGGUUGGUGGACGUACCAUGACGGUGUAUUAAAAGUUACAUUCCCGAUCAACGGAAGAAAUACCGAUGCUGGCGCAACUCGCGAUGUCAACGCCUCGGAUGUCGAGCAGAUAGUUUUAGAUGGAAAUAACUAAGGAAAAUUGGAAAAUAUUAUUUACUAACAAUUUGUUUUUUAAUGUAACGUCAGUAAAGUUCGUGCCUUUGGUAUCUUAACAUUGAUUUUUUAUGUUGGAUUUUUGUUCUAUGUUAAUUUACAAUGGAUUAUAACUUGAUUUUCAAAAUUAAAAUAAUAAAAUAUUAAUACGA